CCCCCUCUAUUUUGGGAACAUGGUACUGCCCAGUCUUCCUCCGGGGUGUGGUUAGGCCCGGCUUGCUGCAGCGUCGGAGAGAAACGAGAGGGCGAAUCCGGAUCAUGGCGUACUCUGGGCAUCCUGGCGCCGGAGGAGGCUACUAUCAGGGCGGGUAUGGAAGUGCACCAGGAGGGCCAGCUUUUCCUGGACAAGCUCAGGAUCCUUUAUAUGGCUAUUUUGCUGCAGUCGCUGGGCAGGAUGGGCAAAUAGAUGCUGAUGAGCUUCAGAGGUGUCUGACCCAAUCAGGAAUUGCUGGUGCCUACAAACCUUUCAACCUAGAGACAUGCAGACUCAUGAUCUCCAUGCUUGAUAGAGAUAUGUCUGGCAUGCUGGGCUUCAAUGAAUUCAAAGAGCUCUGGGCUGUGCUGAAUGGAUGGAGGCAACACUUUAUGACUGUAGAUACUGACCGAAGUGGUGCCGUUGAUUCGACAGAGCUACAGAAGGCUCUAACUGGGAUGGGAUACAGGUUGAGUCCUCAGGCAGUCAAUGGAAUUGUGAAGCGAUACAGCACUCGAGGAAAGAUCUCAUUUGAUGACUACAUUGCGUGCUGUGUUAAACUCAGAGCUCUCACUGAUAGUUUUCGAAGAAGGGAUCAGGCCCAGCAAGGCAUGGUGAACUUCCAGUAUGAUGAUUUCAUACAGUGUGUCAUGAGCAUCUAAUGCAAGCCAGAGGAAGAGAUGAUGAGCAUGACCCACAUUCCACUUUGUUUUGUUUUGCUUUGCACCAAAAACUAUCAUGCCUGUGUAACUAAAUGGUGGUAUUUGCCUAUUUUAUAAUUAUUGAUUUAUAUGCUUUUAUAGUUUUGAUAAACUAACAAAAGAAGGAACAUUAAAUAAAUGCCAUUUUGGGUUGAUUUGUCUUGCAUAUUUAUAAUCUGCUUGAUGUAAACGUUAAAAAAUGUUUGGUUUUAUCAUCUCUUCCUGUACUGUUUUGAAUUGUUCAUAUUGGAAUGUGCUUUGUACCUUUGCCACCCAAGUGGCUCAAAGUAGGAAGGUGGGUAUAUAUUAAAAUUAGUAUGUAAAAUGGAACUUGACUCUAGAAACCAUAUUUUGGAGCCCAAAAUUAGCUGAACCAUUUUUGCUAAUAAUCAAGAUAUUAAUUUUUAAAAAAUACUCUUUGUACUUUUUAACAUUACUCCUCCUGAGUUUUUAACUAGCAUAUUAGGUUGGUGAUCAAUUAUUUUGCUAUGGUGCUGAUUCUGAAUUCAACUCUCCUAAUAGAAGAAAGUAGUUUGCAUGCUUUUAGGAACAUGUACAUUCCUUUACACAAGUGUGUUAUUUUGGGGUUCAGAAGGGAUUGGGAUUUCUUUCCCAAAGCCAACCCCUUUAACAGCCUCUGAAGUCCCUUGCAAGGCUACUCCAUGUUUUGUGGGAAAUGAAUAGGAUCAUAGGGGCCCCUGUAUCUAUCCCUGUAGUUAGAUGUGAAGUAAUGAAAUCAGUGCUGAAUCCCAACAGGUGUGCCCAAAGGUCUCAAUGCUGCUAUAAUAAUCUUGUGCCUGGCUAUGAGCAUGUAGACCAGCGCUUUCCAAACGUUUCAUAUUGAUGACACACUUUUUAGACAGGCAUAGUUUUGCAACACAGUAAUUCAGUUGUCUUCGCAAACCGGAAGUUAAAUCAACUCCUUACAAGAAUUGCAGACACAAAAAAUGUAAAAACCAAACAUAUCUCAUUUCACUUAUAUUUUUAAAUGCACGUAUUUAUGAAUAAGAUAAGUUCUAUAGGUUUGUUAUAUUUGUUUGGGUAGCAUAGGGAAGGCUUAACACCUCUGUGGUGUUAGUUUUCUGUCUGUGCCCCUGUUCAAAAGAUUUCAUUGCAAUUCCGUCCCUGUGAUAAUUGAAUUUUGAAAAAUUUGGCUUGUUGUGGAAAUGGGGAAUGGGGAUACAGCUUCAGUUGAGAUACCUUUUCCCCAUGAUAACUCUUCCAGGAGUUAAUUUCUCUUCCGAGGGGUAGAUUUCUCUCGCUUCCUAUUGUCUCAUUUGUAAGUCAGAUGUUUGUAACUCUGGGACUGCCUGCAUAUACAUUUCUAAGAUUUUUGUCAUUUCUCAUGGGGUUCAGAUCCCCACUUGGUCAUAAAACCCAUUGGGUGACCUCAGCCAAGUCCAACUCCGAGUCUCAGAAGAAGGCAAUGCAAAUCUCUUUUGAACAAACCUUGCCAAGAAACUGUGACAGGUUCAUCUGAGGUUGGAAGUGACUUGAAGGAUCACAAGAAAAGUCUCACUGAAUGUUGGUAGAGAAUGAAAUUUAAAUUAGGGAUGGAUUUUCUUUAUAGGAGAGUUGGAUAACUGGCCUUUCAGAUGAUGAUAAACUACUACUCUUAAUUUCUGUUGGCUAAGAGUGAUGGAUUGCAAUCCAUUGUUUAGUGGCCUAUAGUCGCUCUCUAAUGUUUUAUAACAUGAAGAACACAACCUUUAUGCCAUGUUCCUUAUUGCCAUAGUAUUUCCGUUUGAAUAAAAUUCUUUAUGAAUUA
Molecule: messenger RNA, 2508 nt
Organism: Anolis carolinensis (green anole)
Lineage: Eukaryota; Metazoa; Chordata; Lepidosauria; Squamata; Anolidae
Gene: sri
Product: sorcin
Exons: 8
Coding region: 105-701 (198 amino acids)
Molecular function (GO): calcium ion binding
Source: RefSeq, a predicted model, not a curated record